Messenger RNA from Mycetomoellerius zeteki, 1731 nucleotides. RefSeq names its product cytochrome P450 enzyme phantom (gene phtm). NCBI's taxonomy places the organism in Eukaryota, Metazoa, Arthropoda, Insecta, Hymenoptera, Formicidae. The transcript has 9 exons. The record is from RefSeq and is a predicted model, not a curated record. Gene Ontology annotation, biological process: xenobiotic metabolic process. Gene Ontology annotation, cellular component: cytoplasm; intracellular membrane-bounded organelle. Gene Ontology annotation, molecular function: iron ion binding; oxidoreductase activity, acting on paired donors, with incorporation or reduction of molecular oxygen, reduced flavin or flavoprotein as one donor, and incorporation of one atom of oxygen; heme binding.
GGUCGAUGUUACAUCGUGUAUUCUUUCCCACGAUAUAUUUCUUUCGAAAAGACGAUAGUUAUUCGAGUUUCAUAAUUCCCGCUCAACCAGUUAUAAUAUUAUUCAAGACGGGCGUGGACCGGUGGCUGCUAUAGUUUCUGUGGCAACAAUCCGGUGUUGGCAGAUUCGGCGCAGUAGCAACUCGUUUCUAUUGCUCCCUCUACAUCACGAUGAUAACCCUUUUAAUGAUCUUCCUCGGCAUAUUUCUCGUAUUUCUUGUCUACAUCUUUCGUAAAAAUCGCAAAACGUAUCGACUUCCACCGGGACCAUUCGGUAUUCCACUGUUUGGUUAUUUACCAUGGAUAAAUUCGAAACGUCCUCAUGUGUCGCUCACGGAAUUGGCGAGGAAGUAUGGUCCGAUUUGUGGGCUACGAAUGGGUUCUGUGUACACCGUAUUGUUAUCGGAUCCGCAGCUGGUAAGGCAGGCCUUAGCCAAGGAUGCGUUUGCCGGCCGGGCUCCAUUAUACUUGACACAUGGAAUUAUGCAGGGAUAUGGCCUCAUUUGCGCCGAGGGUAACCUUUGGAAAGACCAAAGAAGAUUUGUAGCCGGAUGCCUAAAGAAUUUCGGUAUGACGAAGUUACCCGGCACCAAGAGAAACAGACUGGAGGAAAGGAUUCUUGCGACCGUGAACGAGUGCACGUCGAAACUAAAAAAACUUACUAUGGAAAAUGGUAUUGAUCCAUGCGAGACGCUUCAUCAUUACGUGGGUAAUAUGAUAAAUGACCUCGUGUUUGGUAAAGUUUACAAGGAAGACGACGAGGUAUGGAAAUGGCUGAGACACUUGCAAGAGGAAGGAGUCAAGCAUAUUGGAAUUGCAGGGCCGCUCAACUUUUUGCCGUUCUUCAGAUUUUUACCACGAUAUGGCAAAGUAAUGGAAUCACUUAUCGAUGGCAAGCUAAAAACACAUAAACAAUAUCAAAUGAUUAUCGACGAGUAUCGUGCUCAACCAGAGAAAACGGAUAAUUUCCUUGCGGCUUUCGACGAGGCAAUGAAUACCAAUGCGAAUAAUGAACACUUUACACAACAGCAAUUUUAUCAUCUACUAGCCGACCUUUAUGGUGCAGGCGUCGAUACUACUCUUACAACUUUUCGUUGGUUCCUCCUGUUCAUGGCAGCAUAUCCGGACGAACAAAAAAAAAUUCAGGAUGAAAUGAACGAGCUGUUGGGACAAAAGAUACCUACUCUGGAGGACAGGCUAAUCUUAACUCGAUUGGAGGCAGCCAUCGCGGAAACUCAAUUUCUUCAAAAUAAAAUUUGAAAUAAACUCAAAACGAUUUGCAUUCAGGAUACACAAAUAGGCGAUUACGACAUACCAAAAGGCACCAUGGUUAUUCCAUUUCAAUGGGCUAUUCAUACAGACCCUUUGUACUGGCACGAUCCGCUCUCGUUUAAACCCGGGAGAUUUAUUGUUGAAGACGGAAGCCUCACCAAACCGAAAGCCUUUCUACCGUAUCAAGCAGGUAAACGUAUGUGCGUCGGUGAUGAAUUGGCAAAGAUGAUAUUAUUUCUGUUCGGCGCAAGAUUUCUUCAUUCAUUUGUUAUCUCCGUACCAUCCGGUAUGCGCCUUGAUCUGGAAGGCGAGUGCGGAAUUACCCUGUUUCCGAAACCACAUCGUUUGGUUUUUACACCACGAGAAUAAGUUUACAUAUAUAUCUGUGUAACGAUAUUAUUUUUAUAUGUGUGACAUCAUU